Messenger RNA from Cydia pomonella (codling moth), 1311 nucleotides. Its product is annotated as protein takeout-like. Bases 297 to 1037 code for a protein of 246 amino acids. The transcript is spliced from 5 exons. The record is from RefSeq and is a predicted model, not a curated record. Lineage: Eukaryota; Metazoa; Arthropoda; Insecta; Lepidoptera; Tortricidae.
AACACAUCAAUCUGAGCACAACGAUUCUCUACAAUACGACCUUCAGUCGAGAGGUACAUAAGGUAUCAGUAUCUUGCUCACACUCGGUAUAUUGUGAGCAAAGCAGCACAUGAAGUCGACUCGAAUCCAGAAUAGCAGGGCGGUUGGACAAUCACGCGUGUCCUUAGGUCGAGUGGUAGAGAGGUGGCCGGCACGCGGUGAGCGCGCACAGUGCCGGCCGUCGACGCGACUGGGCUGGCUGAGACCGCGUCCACUCCGGCGGAGCUAACGGAACCAGUACUUCAGCACCCGUGGCUAUGGCGAUCGACAUGUUGCCCGUUGCCGUACUUUUACUAGCGCUGCAUUUCGUAGCGGCUGAAAUUCCAUCUUACAUAAAGAUAUGUCAACGUAACGACCCCAACGUGGACAAAUGUAUUAUGAACUCAGUAGACGAGUUGCGCCCGAAAAUAUCCAAGGGUAUUCCCGAGCUGGACGUGCCGGGCAUCGAGCCGCUGAGCCUGGGGCAGAUCGCACUGGCGCGCGGCCCGCAGGGCGCCAAGCUGACCGCCGUCGUCAACGACGUCAAGGUGCAGGGGCCUAGCAACUUCAUCAUACAAACACUUAAGUCUGAUUUAAAUAAGAACCGGUUCGACUUCAAGCUGCUGCUGCCACGGCUGGACUUCCACGGGAAGUACAAGAUGGACAUUCAGGUUCUGCUGCUGCGGCUGCAGGGCCGCGGCAAUAUCACGGGCACCUUCAAAGACUAUGCGUGCAACGUGACGAUGCGCGGGCACAAGGAGACGCGCGGCGCCGACGAGUAUCUGAAGUUCGACCCGUUCAAGGUGAAGCUGCGCGUCGGCGAGUCCUCAAUCUACCUCACCAAUCUGUUCGACGGCGAUCCCGUGCUGGGGCCGGCCACCAACCGCGUCAUCAACGACAACUCGCAGCUGUUCCUUGAGGAGAUCCGACCCGUGCUCGAGCGCUCCCUCGCGGACCUCUUCACCGAGAUGGCCAACAAGAUAACUUCCAAAUUUACCUACAAAGAGCUGUUCCCAUAGCGUCGGUGCCCACUCUCUAACCGGAGGGCUUCUAGCUAAGUAGUUGCAAUAUGAAAGAUGUGAUGUACAUUAUAUUUAACGUAGUUAAAUAAAUAAGUGUAGUAAGUCGGAAUUAAAGUGAAGAAAGUUAGUUAUAUAUAAAAUUAGAUGAAUUAGAUGUUUUUUUUUUGAGUAAUUGAGAAUAUAAUAGUUUUUGUAUUGAAAUAAAUAAAUAAUUUCAUGUAAUAAAUAAUAAUAAAUAAAUUAGAUGAAUAAAAUGUAUACAGGUCCUUUA